Messenger RNA from Closterium sp. NIES-65, 2055 nucleotides. The record is from the annotation of a GenBank genome assembly. Lineage: Eukaryota; Viridiplantae; Streptophyta; Zygnematophyceae; Desmidiales; Closteriaceae.
AUGGAAACUACAGAGAUUGUUGCUGAGAUGAACGUGGGGGGAUUUGUGAAAAGGAAUCUGGAGGUUGUUGAGUCCAGUCAGAAGUAUGGAGGUGUUGUUGAGAGGGAUGAGGAGCAGAUGGGCAAGAGACGCGUGAGAAAUGGGAAGGAACGGAGAAAAACGAACAGCAGUGACGUCACGCGCGGCGCUAUAACAGGAGGAACCCUCGCCUUUGUCACCCUGCUGCUGAUUGGUCCUGAUGCUGCUGUUGGUGAUGCUGUGAGAAGCGAUGUCAUGGCAAGUGGUGCCACCCUUCUUGCUGCCAACCAGUCAGACACCAUCCCCGACCCGAUAAUCCGCCCGCCCCCGACCAGCCCCUUCUCGCUCUCCCCCCUGCCGCCUCCCAUCCGCGGACCCAUCGUCCCCGCACCCCCCGCCCCGUGCUUCGGGGUCACGGUGGCCUAUGUGAUAGAGAGUAUCAUCAACAUCCCGUCUGUGUGGAAUGGGAGUGUGAAGCCGUAUGGGUUCAAAUCCAAGAUCGAGCUACUCAACACUGGCAAGAGGGACCUGGUGGGAUGGGAGGUGAGGGUGGAGUUCACUCGUAACGAGCUCAUCACGCUGCUGGGGAACACUCAAGUGGAGUUUGAGCUGCCAUACCCUGGUUCCGCGCUCCUAUUCUCCAGCAUUGAUGAUCAGAGCGACCGCCUCAUCACGGCAAUCCACGCGGGCGGCGACGUUCGGCAGUAUGUGGUGUUUGCGGAGGUGUUUGGCACGGAGUUUGGGGCGGCGACUGCUGGCAAGGCGCUCCCGCGCACACUGUACCUCACGACACCAGGCUUCCACUGUGCAUCCAACCGCCCUCAGUUCCCGUCUCCCAACAGGAUUCAGGUCUGCUGCAAAGAAACCGCCUAUCCGCCUCCCCCUCCUCCUCGCCCCCCUGCCCGCCUUCCCCCAGUCAUCCCAGCUUUAACGGUCCAGAUCGACGUGACAGCAGCGAGCGAUCUGGACCAUCAGAUGCUCGUCACGAUCCGCAAUCUGCAGGCGGACAGGCGUGUUGGGCCCCCAAGACACGAGCCGUGGGCGCUCAGCUGGCGAUGGACUCAGAAUGAGAUUGUAUGGGAGGCAUCUGGGGCACAGGCGACCCAACAAGGCAACUGCCAGCAGCAGUCCGCCUCCUCCGCAGUCUACGGGGCAGCCAUCGCCACCGCCCACUCGUGCUCGCCCCGGCCCACCUUUGUGGAUCUGCCUAGCGGGGCGUAUGGCAGUGAGAGUGGGCGGGACCUGGGGGCCACCCUGGGAGUGCGCCUCUCCUGCUGCAAGAACGGGUCCAUCGGGUUGCGCUCGUUUCCAUAUGGCGACCCUGCGCUUGCCCAGUACCAGGGCAACACCUCCUUGGCUCAGUUCCGCCUCCGCAUAGGCCGCACACGCCAGUUCAAAGCCAUUCCCUCCAUCGCUCCGCCGCGCAACCUCUCCCUCGGCCUCCCUGGAAUAGUCUGCUCUGCUGGUGUUCGCAUCGACUCCACCCAGUUCCCAGUCAACCCCUCUCGCAACCUAUCAGCGGUCGCCACGUGGCGCUACGCCUGCUACCGCGACCCUUCCUCCCCGCCUCCUCGCCCCGCCUGCUGCGUGUCUUUCUCAGCCGCUUUCAACAACACCGGCUCCCCUCAGGGCGCCUGGGUGUUCCAUCCUACUUCUCUCAUUCCCUUCCUCCUCUCCUCCUUUUCUCCACCUUACCUCAUAAUGCCCUCCCUACCUUCCCUUCUCCCUUCCUUCCCUCCUCCCCUCCUGCCCUCCUCCCCUCCUUCCCUUCCCCUCUCCCUCCUAUAUCCCUCACUUGGUGCAUUCAGAUACGUUCUGAGCAUCAUCAACCGGGGCAACAACAGUGUGUCUGACUGGGUAGCACUCAUCGCCCUCCCUUCCAUCGCCAACACCUCUACCAUCUACUCAUUCGGAUACGCCAAUGUGUCUGCCACGUCCCGCAUGCUCUACGGCUUCACAGGCAGCAACAGCUGGCUGGAGGGAACACCGUCUCCCUUCAAGGGGAAGAGCUUUGGCAACGUGCAGAGCAUUUUCAAG